CUCCCAUCCUCCUCGUUUCUCAUAAACACCUCCACUCCAUCCUGCACCUCAUCCACUCACUCAACCACUCGCAACAAACAAACUAUCGUAAUAGCUAUAAUGUCGACUCCGAAGAGAAAGCGUGCACAAGCACCGGCAGAGGUGGACGAUGUCGUCCCUCCCGUAACCCUCCUAGUCAACGAAGAUGCCCACUCCGACGGUACUCCCCCAACGAAGAGCAGAAAAAACGAAGAUGGGGAUCGAAUUGCAACGAACAACGCCACGCCCGCCCCCGUCGCCGAGGAAGACGCACCGCUUGGCAAAGGCGCACAGUUAGCCUCCGAUAUGUGUGACUCGUCGAGAGUCGGCAAACUGCCUCCGAACCUGCGCGCUCCACCGACCGACCGACCAAUCAGGAUAUAUUCCGAUGGGAUAUGGGAUCUGUUUCAUUUUGGGCAUGCAAAGGCCUUGGAGCAGGCAAAGAAGAUCUUCCCGAACGUGUAUCUCAUGGUUGGUGUUUGCAACGACAAGCUGACCCACGAGAAGAAAGGCAAAACCGUCAUGACAGACAUCGAGCGUUACGAAUCACUCCGCCACUGCAAAUGGGUCGAUGAGGUCGUCCCAGACGCACCAUGGGCUAUCGACCAAGCAUUCCUCGACAAGCAUAAGAUCGAUUAUGUCGCCCACGACGACAUCCCGUAUAAGAGCGUCGAAAGCGAUGAUGUGUAUGCUUUCGUCAAGCAACAAGGGCGGUUCUUACCAACGGCGAGGACUGAGGGUGUCAGCACGAGCGAUCUCAUUACGCGUAUCGUGAGGGACUAUGACGCAUACGUCAGAAGGAAUCUGGAGCGAGGUGUUAGCCCGAAGGAAUUGAACAUUUCGUUCUUCAAGGAGAAGGAAAUCCGAAUGAAGUCCCGCCUCGGCAACAUCAAGCAAUCACUGCAAAACCGUCUACAACAGGAGGAGACGUCUAUUAAGAAGAACUGGGCCGACACCAAGAGCGACUUACCUCCAUACAUGAAGGCCACGCUGGAUUACUGGGACGACAGGAGCACCGAGCUCGUCAAGGGCUUCACAAGCCUCUUUGGACAGGAGGGAAUAGUGAGUUCUCAGCGUUCUUGAAAUCCCACAACCCAUGCAUCCGUUCCUAAACCCCUCACUCCGCAAUCCCAGCCCCGUCUCUUCUUCGGUCGCAAACGCAAUGGAGGCGACUCCCCGGGCUCACCCAUGUCAGAGCGCCGCUUUCUUGGCUUCUUCCGCUCACGGUCCGCGUCUGUAGACGGUGAAGGGAGCGGAGAAGAGCACAACGACGAUAGUGCCCGCAACAGUGAAGACGGCUCUCGCGAUUCCACACCGGCCCGUGAGACUCCUAGCGAGGAGACGUGGCAGAAAGUAUAGUCCGGUGGGCAUGGCGAUUAUACCAGUGGAUUCGCCUUACUGCAACGCAUCUGUAGAUGUAUGAUCCACGGCAUCAUCAUUGCAUACUCGAUUUCUCGUUCGUUUUGGGUUUCGUUCCACUUUUGGGUGUAUUCACUGGUCCCAACAAUACAUGUCACUUUUUUCACGC
Messenger RNA from Fimicolochytrium jonesii, 1546 nucleotides. RefSeq lists its product as uncharacterized. Gene Ontology annotation, biological process: CDP-choline pathway. Bases 100 to 1101 code for a protein of 333 amino acids. Gene Ontology annotation, cellular component: nuclear envelope. Gene Ontology annotation, molecular function: choline-phosphate cytidylyltransferase activity; phosphatidylcholine binding. The transcript is spliced from 3 exons. Lineage: Eukaryota; Fungi; Chytridiomycota; Chytridiomycetes; Spizellomycetales; Powellomycetaceae. The record is from RefSeq and is a predicted model, not a curated record.